This is a messenger RNA of Anneissia japonica, 4971 nucleotides long. RefSeq lists its product as uncharacterized. The record is from RefSeq and is a predicted model, not a curated record. NCBI's taxonomy places the organism in Eukaryota, Metazoa, Echinodermata, Crinoidea, Comatulida, Comatulidae. The coding region runs from base 44 to 3199 and encodes 1051 amino acids. Gene Ontology annotation, cellular component: nucleus. The transcript has 8 exons.
GAAGAGAAUUAUGGCUGAUUAAAGUAUAACUACAGCGACAACAAUGAAGAAAGCAGCUAAGCCUAAGUCUAAAGAACCUUCUAAGAAGGCAGUUGAGAUGUUGAAGCAGCUUGGUAUACCCACUGAUGGAACAUGUUUGUACUGCCAGACAGGGGAGAUGGAUGAAAUGAAGGCUGGUAGGCUUCUGCAAGAUAAGUCAAGUGGCAUCACUGUCCACCAUUACUGCUUGCUUUUUGCAAGUGGAUUAUCUCAGAGGGGUAAAGAAAACCAAGGCAUUGAAGGAUUUUUACCGGAAGAUAUCAUUCAGGAAUUUAAAAGAGCAAAACGCCUUAGUUGUAGAUACUGUUUGAGCAAAGGUGCUACCAUUGGAUGUGUGAUUAAACGAUGUCAGAUGACUUUUCACUUUCAUUGUGGUCUUGACAACGGAGCUCUCUCACAGUUCUUUGGCAACUUCAACUCAUUUUGCUUUGAGCAUCGCCCAAGUCAAGAACCUGACCUAUCCUGUGGCAGUCCUAGUAAAAGUGUGUGCCCGAUAUGUGUUAGCGAUGUGCCCUCUGAACCACAAGUCAAUGUCCUGAAGACACCAUGCUGCAAGAACCUUUGGCUUCAUAGAGAGUGCCUACAGCGACAAGCUAUAAGUUCUGGUUAUUUCUUUCGCUGCCCUGUCUGCAACAACAAAGAUGACUUUGAAAAAGAGAUGAAGAAGUUUGGUAUCUACAUUCCCGAACAGGAUGCAUCUUGGGAACGGGAGGAUGGAGCAUUUCAGGAUUUGUUAGAGCGCCAUCAUAGGUGUGAUGCUGAGGAUUGCCUCUGUCCUAACGGUCGUACAUUCAGCAAAGGAAAAAAAUGGAUGAUAAUUUUGUGUGGCAUUUGUGGGUCACAAGGCUGCCAUAUCAAAUGCGGUGGAUUGAAGAAUGAUUCUAAAGACUGGGCUUGCUGGAUAUGCUGUACAAUGGUCAGCACAGAAAUGGAUUCCAAAAAGAAAGUUAAAUCCACAUCCUCAUUAUCCAAGAAGCAAUUAAAUGGGCCACCAUACAAGAUGAAACUUCAAGGCAAAACUCCACGAUCACCAUUACCUAGCAACCAACUACUGAAAUCAUCUGAUGAGUGUAACCCAAUUUUUGAAGUAAAAGUACCAACAGAUCAAGGAUCACCAGUAGCAAGAAGGGCUGCUGGAGUAAGCCUUCCAGAUGUGCCGCUUAAACCCUUGAGCUGGCAAGAGAUCACAGAGCAUGAAUGUGUACAUCAACUCUUGGGCUUCAGUCAGAUUCGGAAAUCAAAUAGGACAGGUUCCAAGUUGGAACUACCACCAAUGAUUUAUAAUGAGCUUGAAGAGCUGGAGAACAAACGAAAAAGAGCUCUUGAAGAUAGUGAAGCAGACGAACCUCCUGUAAUACACAAAAUGCCAAAGCGACUGUGUUUAGAGUUUCCACCAAUGAAUGCUGAUCAUGAGAAGAAAUCACCAUUAGGAGCAAAAUUAAUUCAGACUACAUUAGUAAGUAAACUUAAUGACAAUGAGAUUUCUAAGUGUUCUGCAACACCAAAGGUUGAAGACUACUCUGACACAAGAAGCAAUGAUCUGACAGAAGUAAAUUUACUUACACCAACCAGCAAUGAGGUCAUCGUUAUAUCCAGUGAUGACGACUCUCCUGUUAGUAUAUGCGAUAUGAAGUCUUCAGCAAAAGUUACCCCAUGCAGUCACCUUUGCGAGCGACAUCAGAGGGAAGCUUUUAAAUUUACCAGCAAUGGGCCACCGCUGGCAAAGAAGGCAUCAUCCUUCCGUCUUCCAGAUGAUGUCAGUUUUUACAGUUACCAGAGCAAGCCAAAUCCUGAUUCAGGAAGGAUGGAUAUGAAUGGUGAUGGCAGCUCAUUAUUUGGUGAAAUGCCAAAGUUGGAACCUGUUUUUGACCAAUUUAGCUCUGUACAGAUGUCAAGUAACGAAGAAAAACCUGGUACUUCAUCAUCUGAGGAAAGUGCUGAAGCAUGUCCAUCAGAUAUUCAGAGAAUGCUAUACACACCCAAGAAGGAGACUACAAUAAGUAUGUGUAUUCGUGAUUCUGAUGCAGGAAUUAGUGGGCCUUCCUUCAAAUUUGAGUGGAACCUGUCCCAGAACUCCUUUAAAAAUUCAUGUAACAAAAAUGUAGACAAAGCAGGUAAAAGAAAAAAUCCUGUUAAGAAAAGGGUAAAAAGAAAAAAUAAUCUAAGACAACAGGUUCUAUCAACUUCAAAAGAUAAUAAAAACAGGUUAGUUCAGUCAACAUUAAAUCAUUACUUCAGUUCAUCAAGUUCAUCUGGGAAGGAAUCUCCAUUAAAAAUUAGGUCUUCACCUCGCCUCCAACCAACAGAUGCAAGAGCCACUAGGAGUUCUAAAUUAAAGUUAAACAGACAGAAUAGAAAUGAUGUUCUAAAAAUAAUGAAAAAGAAAAAGAAGUCACAGAGAAAGAAAGAUGAGAAAAAUGCAAGUGUGACAAAGUCAAGCGCAAAGAAAAAGAGAUCAAAAAAGGCAAAGAAAAGAAGAAAAAGCAAUGGUGGUAGAAGAAGCGGACCUGAUAUAGAAUAUUGUCUCAACAAAUGUCUUGAUCGAUCAUCUACUGAUAAGAAUGAUUUCCAUCAUACUCACUUGGAGGAGAAACCAUGCACAUCAGAAACAUCUAUAUUAAUUGGCAAGGUACCUACAAAUGCUAUUAACAUUUUUACAAGGUUAAAUUUUGAUGUUGAUGAUGAGAAAGACCAGAAAACAUUCAGUAUUAGAUCCAAGCUUCGAGGAUUUUGUCCCAGUGAUAGUUGUGUCCCUAGAAGAAGUGAUCAUCUGGUGUCCAUCACACCAAACAACAAUUUUAAUAAACAAACCCCUAAGUUGGAAGAGAAUAAAACCACAGAAAUUAGUAACUUGUGUUCGUUUUCAAAUGAAGUUGUCUCCACUAAGAUCCAGUCGCAGAGAACGCCAAAGAACUGCAGCAGACCUCGUCAUUUUACUCAAUAUUUUUCAGAGUCAUUAUCCAAAGGUAGAUAUAAACAGCGAGUAACAAUGUCAACAUCGAGAUCCGAGCAUAGAUUUCCCAUGAGCGUGCCAAAAUGCAAGUCAAAUAGUUACCGUGCAGAUGUUUCAAUCUGUGACCAAUCUGGUUAUUUUCGGUCAUCUGAAGUUUGUUGUUUGAGAAAGCGAUUGAGGAUGGAGGACUUGGAAGGAGGCAGCUAAAUGGGCAACAUCAGCAAAAACAAAAAUAUCUGACUUUACAAAGAAUCUUCAAUGACAUUCUUUGUUAUAUUAACAGAGGCAUAACAAUGUCCGUUUUUGCAUACACCCUUAAAUUGGCUCAUAAUCAGUGAUGUAUCUAUAAGAGUCUUAAAGUGGUGGGGGUUUAAUAGGGGUGGGGGAGUGCAUCCCUCACUAAUAAUUAAGUGAGGGUGCUAGCUUGCAAAUUAAGAUGAUUUUAAACUACUUGAGCGUUAGUUGUUUGCUACAAACAUUUUGGGGACAACAGGGGCACAUACUUUUUUGGGGGAGUGUGUUCCUUGUGCUCCCAAUGGAUAUGCAACUGCUAAUAGUGGAAAAAAAAUCUAUGCUUUAUUUGAUCCUUUUAUAUAAGCAAUUCACUGUUUUAAGUGAAUUGUUUUUUUGUUUUUUUUACCACAGGUCCUAUAUUAUAUGACCUGUGGUAAAAUUAAAAAAAAAAAAAAUGCCUCAAAUAUUGCCUGAGAAAUAUAUAUAAAUAUUAGAGGCAUUAUCAUAGUACUGUACACAUGUACUGAAGUACAUUAAUUGUAAAUAUAUUGUAUAGCUUACUUACACAACACUUAAAAGUUAUUUUCGGAGACAUUUUACAGAACUAUUAUGCACGAAUGUUAUAUUUUUUCAAUAUAAAGAAUGAGUGUUGAAAACAACUUGAAAUAUUGUAUUCUUAGUUACCUUAAUCAAAUUCAAAAACUCACUGCUUGGAGAAAAAGAUUAUCAACGUCUAUCUCCUCAUUUUGUUUAUAUAAAUUUACAGGGUUUUUAUUAUGGAAUAUUGAUAUUUGCUUGGCUGCUUCGUUAUGGUUACUUAUGACAUCUCUAAGAGGAUGAAACAUGUGAUUUUCGUUUUCAACUGGUGUGUCAAAACGUAAUAAGUUCUGAAUAUAAUUGUAAAUAAAAACAAGAAACUCACAAACUAUUAAUUGCCCAAUGAUAUCUAAUUGUAAAUGAAGUUUACAAGAAGCAAAUAUACAUUGAAGAAAAGUUUUGCUGUACAGAUACUUCGGUUGAAAAGCUAUGGAUACUGUUUAGUUGUGGAGUAAAGCCAAAAAUACCAAGAAUCAAACAUCCGCUCCAUGUGAACUAUAGACAACGAGACACCAUCUGCUGAUUGUUGUCGGUGGUCUGAAUGGAUCGUCAUUAAAAACGAUCCGUUGUGCCGUAGCGUUCCUCAUAAAAUUGCGUCAGGCGCUGUGAGUGCCCGGCCUUACUCAACCGUAUCAACCGCACGUAUUGUUCUCUUAUCAGGACUGCUUUAUAUAAUGUAUUUUAUUUGUCAGUACAGUAUGAAGAUCUUGUUUAAACCUGGAUGUUUGUAUCAUGUUAUGAUAAUGGUUUGUGUACAUUUAUUUUUCUUUUUUUUUAUGUAUUCAUACGGGCAUUAUAUUCUGUUUAGAAAUUUGCGAUAUAUUGUUUAAAUACCGUACUUUAUUUUCAUGUGGUGACUGUGUGUGAGUGCAGUCCAGUUAUGAAUAGCAUUUUCUUCUACAGUAUUUACCCAGUUGGUUAAUAAAGAUUGCUUUACUACAGGAGCUUGGAGAGGAAAAAAUGUCUAGAUUGGCGAUGAUGAUAAUCUUGGUAGCAUUAUUAAUGCAUAGGCCAGUUGUAAAUUUGACUUUAUAUUGAUUAGCGGUUAUGUGUAUAUGUCUUGCUAUUUUGCUUGGUAACGCUUGAGCGUGCACGGGAAUCAAUAAGGCUUCUUAGAAUUUAGAUAAAAUAAAUACAUCAGCUAUAAA